UGAACCGGUUAACGGAGGGAGGCAGAUACUCAGACGAGGCAACAGCCAGAAACUACUUCUAGUCUGCAACGAAGAAUAUCUGCACGUUUUCGGAGCAAAAUGGAGAAGAAAAUCGCGGAUUUUUCGGGAAAAUGGACGAUGAAGUCUUCGGAGAAUUUCGAGGAGCUUCUGAAAGCCCUGGGUGUGAAUGUAUUUCUAAGGAAGAUAGCAGUAGCAGCAGCUUCCAGCCCAGCAGUGGAAAUCACCCAGCAGGACGAAAGUCUGUCCAUCAAAACAUCCACCAGUGUUCGAACCACCCACGUCUCCUUCACCGUGGGUCAGUCCUUCAAUGAGACCACUGUGGAUGGACGUCCCUGCACGAGUGUCCCUAAGUGGGAAACAGACACAAAGAUCAGCUGUGAACAGACUGUACAGAAAGGCGAUGGACCAAAGACAUCAUGGACCAGAGAGCUAACCAACGAUGGAGAACUGAUACUGACGAUGACUGCAGGGGAUGUUGUCUGCACCAGAGUUUACAGGAGGGAGUGAGGAAAUUUCCUCAAGUCUGUUGCACAAUCCUCCUGUUUUGUGCCUCAUGCAUGGUUUACAUUACUUUGCCUUGUUUUCUUCUUGGCUAAGUCAGAUGUCGGUCAGAUCUUGCUCUGACAGUUCAUUGUGUAAAGUCUACAGUUUACAUGAAUGAAUGAUGGUGGACCAGUAGUAGCUUUUGGUACACAUACUCUGAACUUACUCUUUAUGUAUAGAUACAUUUCCAACAUUCCUCUUUUUAGAAACUCUAUUGCAGUAGCUCAACCUUUUUUCAAAAUGUCAAUAAACUUUUUAUAUGAAUCUA
Cheilinus undulatus (humphead wrasse) is the source of this 832-nucleotide messenger RNA. RefSeq names its product cellular retinoic acid binding protein 2, b (gene crabp2b). Gene Ontology annotation, molecular function: fatty acid binding. The record is from RefSeq and is a predicted model, not a curated record. Gene Ontology annotation, biological process: fatty acid transport. The coding region runs from base 100 to 528 and encodes 142 amino acids. The transcript has 4 exons. Gene Ontology annotation, cellular component: cytosol; nucleus. NCBI's taxonomy places the organism in Eukaryota, Metazoa, Chordata, Actinopteri, Labriformes, Labridae.